UCGUGAGCUCCGCACACCCAGAUGGCCAGAUUCUCUCCUCUCUCUCUCUCUCUCUCUCUCUCUCACACACACACAGUGGAGAAAUCUAUAACAUCUACAUUGAAUCUCCGAAGCUUCUCUCCUCUCUACCUCCUCUCUCCUUUCGACAACCAAAGAUGAAUUGCUAGUCAUUGUUUGGUGGGCUGGUGUAGGAUGCUCUGUUGGAAACAUCUUUCCGUCAAGGAGGAGGAUGGGAUGCACUUCUUCUUCGUCCAUCUCUUCCAAAAUGUACACUACAGUUGGGAGGAAGAAGAAGAAGGUGAACAUCCCAGAAUUCACCGUCUUCGUCCCUCCUUUGCGCGUUCCUGUGGAAUCGGAUUUCCAACUGCCUCUCAAAGGGAUUCUUCCUCGACAACUCGUCGAUAGACUCUCGACACACCGCGGUCGGAUUGUGUCGCUUGCAGAGGAUAUUGGUGGUCCUGCUCUUACUGAAUUAAAGCGAGCUCUGGAUGACUACUUGCCUGUUCUUCUUGGCUUGACAAAAGCAGAAUAUGGGCUAGAAGAGUUGGUCGAUUUCAAGUGGAAAAUUCUACAAGAUCGAAGACAAGAAGCCUUCUGCUUGGAAAACUCUUGGUUUGAAGUGCUCUCUAUCAUCCAUAUGUUAGCUGUUCUAUCGCUAUCAGAGGCUAAUUCCUUGCUUAUUCCUAAAGAUCACAUGGAUACUUGUGAAAGGAAUGUGUCAGAAGAGUACAAGAAGGAUGCUAUUGAUUUAUUGCUGAAGGCAUCGGGGUACUUGGAAUUAUGUAAUCGGGAGAUUUUAACUCGCCUACCAUUUGAAAUCAAGAACAGGUUACCAGUAGAUCUGCAGAGUGGUGCUUUGGAGGCUAUGUUCAUCCAGGCAUUAGGCCAGGUAACUGAAAUGCAACUAGGGAUAGCUGUGGAAAGUCAAAAGGCUACUUUGUCUGUAAAGAGGAGGUUGGCAUGUGAACAACUAAAUUAUUUUGCUCAGGCUCAUAACAGCUUGUCUGAAUGUAAUAUCACUCAUGGAUACGGAAAGAAGCAUCUCUUGUUCAUCAAAUGGAAAUACCUGGAAGCAAAGGCAGCAGCUUACUACUACCAUGGCCUGAUACUUGACAAAGGUAGUGAGCCAUCUUGUCACAUUAGUGCUGUUUAUUGUUUCCUUGCUGCAGAGGAACUUCUAGCUGAUAGCAAGAAGGCCUGCAUAACAUUCUCCAUAGCAGCACCAGUAACCAGGGCCUCUCCAGUUUGGGGUGUAAUGAAGCAUUUGCAUCAGAAAAUUCCUGAGGUUGCAUCGAGGAAGUCUCAGAUGUAUGGUUACCUCUUAGACCAAGAAAAGGCUCUCCAAACAUUGCCUGACCUUCCUGAUUUUGCAUUGUCCUUGAGACCCGAUGACUACAAGUUGCCAGAAAUUGAUCUCGCAUGGGAUAGUGACAAAUGGGAAACCCAGGUUCAGACCCUCAAGGAGCAUCUCAAAGAUGUGGAAGAUGAGACGGAAUCUGAAUGACCCUGAAUAGUGAAUUCUUUUUUUGUCUUUCUAGAGAAUGUAUACUACCUGUUUUUAAUUUCGUUAGAUUUUGAAAAUCAAGCACAACCUGUGAACCAAAUGCUUUAUAAAUUUAACAGAUUUUAUUUAUU
Molecule: messenger RNA, 1635 nt
Organism: Nelumbo nucifera (sacred lotus)
Lineage: Eukaryota; Viridiplantae; Streptophyta; Magnoliopsida; Proteales; Nelumbonaceae
Product: Endosomal targeting BRO1-like domain-containing protein
Source: RefSeq, a predicted model, not a curated record